AAUUUAAAUAGCUUUUCUUUAUAUUUCAAAAUCGGAGACGGUUCUAAUCUUGUUUCCGGUUCCUACUAACAAACCAAUCAUUCUAAAGAAUUUCGACUCUUGUGGGAAGAUUUAAAUGCAUUGUAAACAGUAAAACAGAUAUAAAGAUCUAUAUCUUUGCCAAGAUGGAAAUAUACACAGAUAAGGAAAACGAGAGUGUAGAUUUUCAUCAGACUGUAAAACAGGUAGCUAGCACAGUUCCAGCAUCUUUUCCUAGAACUCCAUUGUUAGAUGUGAAGAACAAGAGUUCCAGAGUGAGUUUGGUGCCGAGAAAUUCCAAUGAAAAUUGUGAAGCUUUGACCUACUUGACUACUUCUACACCAGGAAGAAAACAGAACCAGACAUACAAAAGAAGGGUCAGGUCCUGUAUUUCUGCUUUUCAGUUUCCAGUUUCUAGUGAAAAUGACACUUUCCCAGUAAAAGAUUUGUCAAUCAUGCCUGAAGAAGAACUUGAGGAUGUUAUAAAUUUGGGUUCCACACAUAGCCCGAAAAAGUCAGCAAAGGUAACUGACCCUGCAGUGCAGAAAGAAACAGAAGUCUCAGAUCAGACCGGUGACUUUUCACCUUUCAGAGUUUGGAAUAUCAACACAGUAAAACUUGAAGUUUCUGACUUUGCAACUGAACAGACAAGUGAUGGGUCCCAAUUAAAUUGUGAAGAACUACAGGCUGUUCAGCUAGAUGUUUCCAGCAGAUUGGACAGUGCAGAACUUUGUACACAAGAUAUUGAUGCUUGCCAUGCUGAAAUAAGUGACCACACAUACAGUUCAAAGGAAGUGUCCCAUGCUCAGGCUUCUUUAUGUGAACACUAUUGUCAGCUGGCUUUUACUGAGCCAGUAUCAGUUCCUCUUGAUCUUCAGAUCCACAUUGAGAUACCCAAUGAUGACAUUCACUUUUCAGAACAGAGCCUGAGUCCUCAACCUGUCCAACAUUGCUUGUGUGUGACCCCAGAGCAGGUCAACUCACCGGUUCUCAAUGAAAGCUUGACCAGUCUGGACAUGAACAAAGUAGAAGCUGAACUGAUGGAAUUAAUGCUGGAUGCUUCUCAUGCCCUCUCUGAGAACUUGUCGGACUCGGCUGUCAACGAUUUACUUGGCAUUGGCUCAUCUCCACAAGCUGGAAGGAAUAGUAACUUACAUAACUCUGCUAAUGAUUCACAUAGUUCUCCUGAGUCAAAUGAGACUGUUGACAUCCUCAGUAACAUUUCUGUUCGAUUCACACCAGCAAGAAGUGAGUGGCAUUGCAAUGAGAUGGCUAUGUCAACUCCUUCAGGAGGAACAGAUGAAUCAGAAAGAGAAUUGGCAUCUUUUUUUGCAAAGUCGUGGUCUUCUACCAAAAGCAACUCUUUAAAUUUCUUACCUACUAACAGUGAUGUUGCUGAGACCAGCUGGGAGAAAGCCAUUGAUGACAGUCUAGACUUAAUUGGAAAGAACAAUUUUUAUGCCACAUCUAGGGGAAACAUACCUUGUUUUAAUAUGCUUGAUUCAUCUCCCCAUGACGGAGCCUUUUGGAAUACUCAAUAUGAAAUCCCCAAUCCCCUAAAUUCUUUAACAGAGACUGUUUGUUCCUCAAAGGAUACGAAUUUAAGUCUCCAACAAAACAAAGGCGGUCAGGAGGAGAUCAUGUGCACAUUAUUUGGAUUAGAUAAUCUUCAACAAAAAAGUCAUGAAGUGUUCCAACCUAUUUCUGAGGAUAUGCCUAAAUAUUCUGGUGAAUCAUCAGUAACACAAAUUAUGAUCCAUCCAGUGACAGAACAAACCACCAACUCUAUUGCUUUGACUCAGGAUCCCAGUAAUGUAACCGAAUUGUCAUUGGUUGAACAUUCCUUGGCAACAGGGAACCUUGAAACUGUGGAUGUCUCCUCUCUCUCAGAUGGUGCUGGUGUGACAAACCAAAGUGUAAUGGCUGUCCCAGCAGUAACCAAUAAAUCUAUGAUCACUGACCCAUAUGCUGCGACAGAGAAGCUGGAAACUGCCGAUGUCACCAUUCUCUCAGAUAAUGCUAGUGUGACAAACCAAAGUGUAAUGGCUGUCCCAGCAGUAACCAAUACAUCUAUGAUCACUGACCCAUGUGCUGCAACAGAGAAGCUUGAAACUGCUGAUGUCUCCAUUCUGACUGAUGACAAUGUAGUCAUUAACCAAAGUAUCAUGGCAGUUCCGACUCUAGCUAGUACAUCAAUGAUCACUGAUUCUUGUCAUGCGCUGGACAUCUCACAGAACACAGAGUGUGUUUCCACCUUAGACCACAGCAUCAUGGCAGUACCUGACAUCCUUAACAAACAAACAAUGACGGAGAAAAACUCCACUAAGGAUGCAGAGUCGACAAUGACUCCAUUUAAACCAACUAAGCUGGGCAAAAGGCUAACCACUGAAGAUGUCAGGCGGCAGCAUCCAAGGACAAUCGCCAACCAGCUGGAGGCCACCAAUGCAGCUAACCAGAGGCUUGAGAAAGAGGUGAUAGCAUCUCUGAAAGAAAGAGAUAAUCUUAAAGUAGCACUCAAGGAGGCUCAAAUGAAGCUCACCACAACAGAGAAAACUCUGGAGACAGAGAAAGUCAGUCAGGAGAAACACAUCAGAAUGUUGGAGGAGCUGCAUGAAGAAGCUUUACAAAGCCUCCAGCAAUGCCUACAUGAAAAACAAAGUAAUAUUUACAACUUGGAGCAUGACCUGAACUUGCUUCAACAAAAAUGUCAAGUAGCCAAGGAAAGCUUAAAGUCUGUUGAGGCAGAAGCAAGGCUCAAACUAGAACAGUUAGAGAAUGCCCAGCGAAAAGCUGAGAUGGAUUUUAAUGACCAGCUGGAGAAGCUGAAAACCCAUUAUAAUGAGAGUAAUUAUAAGCGUCAGUUUCAAGCUUCACUGCAAGCUAUGGAGGAGAUCAAAAUAGAGAGAGAUGAGCUGCUUGGCUUGACAAGUGACCUACAAGAUUCAUUUCUUCUGCAGGUUCAGUUUAAAGAAACUUUGGAUAAACUGUCCUCCAAGGUUUUGUCAUCUACAAAACUACGAAUCAAAGAGCACGCUUGUUUAGUAACAGAGCUAAAAGAAACCAAGAGAAAGUAUAGUGAGGUAGAUAAAGAGAACAAGAAGCUUCACUUUGAGUUGGCAAACAUGGACAGUUUAUUGAACAGGAAUCACAAUUGUUUGGCUGAGAUGGAAACUCUGUACUGCAAAGAGCAAGAGGCCCUCAAAGAGUCUCGGAAACUUAAUGACCAAUAUACAGAUGAGUUGUCCAUAGCUAUGGAAGCCCUGGAAGAUGCUACCCAUGCCAAGGAGUCUCUCACACAGCAACUGUUGAAGUUGGAAACACAGGAGAAAAUGGCCAACCACUUACUUGAUGCCAGAGAGAAAAGGAUCAAAGAGCUGGAGCAAGAACUAAUGGAAACAAAGCAAUUACUUGAUGUCACCACUCAAAGUAAAUCCAAGAAAGAAGAAGAGUUUGCAACUGUCAAAUCAAAACUGGAGCGGUACAUAGCUGACCUCCAGCACACUCUGGACAAAUGGGAGGUGGAGAGAGAAGUCCUGGAACAGGAGCUGUACGAAUGCAGAGAGACCAUGUUUACUGACAAGAUGAAGCUGGAAGAUAUAACCAAGGAGGUGGAAGUAUUGCGACAGAUAAAGGACACGAGCAAGGGUGACAAGGAAAUGAUCAGCGAAAUGAAAACUAACAUUCGACUGCUGGAGGAAGAGAAGCAGCUGUGCAUGGAGGCCAUCACUGAAUACCGCAAUAAGCUGGAGGAUGAGGUUGAGUUGAACUCAAGCAACCAACAGUUGAUUGAAGCCUUGAGAAGAAACAAUGAAAAACUACAAGAGUCCUAUAAUCAGCUCAUGUCAGAGAUGCAACAUGUUGAGGCCACACUUGCAGUCAGAAAUUCUGAUUUUCAGUCCAGCAGCUCAACUUUACUGGCUGUGGAAAACAGAAUGAAUUCUUUAGUGUUUGAACUGCAACAGAAGCUGGGUCAAGAGGUUAAUUGUGAUUCUGUCCAACAAAGAACUCUUGCUUUGUCUCCAAGGAGAUCAUUCCAAAGUCAUGGGGACUCAUUUGUAGCUCUGGUCUUAGCUCAUGCUAGUCAGGCUACACCAGCCUUCACAUCUGAUAAUCUGAACAGAUCAUCUGACAUCUCUAGCAGUCAUCACAAGCGCAGACAGACCAAUGUACCCAACAGUGUUCUUCAUCCUGAUAUAGGCAAUGGCAGCUUUUCAGACUCACACAAGAAUGUUCUUGACAUGUCUGGGCUAGAGCUCUUCUCACCCAAUUCCAAAAGUCCUGUGAAAUCAAGCGCCAAGAAAUCCCUAAAAGAUGUUAGCAUGACGCCAGCAGACAGUGGCUGCGUCUUGGUCCCAGGCUUUGCCAACAUUAGAAGCAUUCCAUCAACCAGUGUCAGAGUUCUGGAGAGUAAUUCAGCCAAUAAUACCUACUCCAGCCUCAGUGCAUCUUCAAGGCUUCAACCAAACUCUACAUCAUCGGAGUACCAACCCUUACUAAUGAAGGCCCAAAUUGUGGAGCGACUCUUUGACCAGAUAGUGAAAUCAUUUACAAUGGUAGCUAAGGCUUCAGAACUGACCAUUGAAGAUCUCCGAUUUGACAUGGAGAUGCUAUCCAAAAAACUUAAGAGUGUCAGUGGACGUGAAUCAAAACUGGAAUCUGAUUUGUCAAAAAAAAAUCACAUGCUAGACAUUGCUAAUGAAAAGAUCAAAGAUCUGAGUGCCCAGAUCCUUGGAAUGAAUGAGAACCUUCACAAAUUUCAAGACCAGACUUAUGAGAUCUCGAGGCUUGAAGAAGACAAAGCAGAGUUAAAACACAAAGUCCAAGAUCUCAAAGGCCAAGUCUCUUUGCUGACAGAUCAGCUUACGGAGGCAAUCAAGAAACUCAGCUGUGGCUCUAGAAAAGAUGGGGACGCUGCUCAGGAAAUUUUAUUACUAAAGAAAACAAAUCAUGAACUGAUGAUGAAGCUUUUCAAUGAGAGAGACAGACAUCAGGAACUUGGUGAAAAGGCCAUGAAGAGGAUAAAAAUUCUUGAAUCUAAUUGGAAAAAAGCAGAAAAUGAAGUUGAGAGAUUUGAUGAUCUUGUGGAGCAGAUAAGACAGGCCUGCGUAGAUAGCCACUGCCAGUCUACAGUGCCUGUAGUGUUACACAUUGUCCGGCUGAUUGAUGGGAAAGUGGACUGCCUACAACCGAGGAAGGAAUCUGGAGGAUCUUAAAAAGAAUUGAAACCAAAUGUUCAUGUUCUCAACUUUUGUAUACUUUUAGUGUUGUUCAUACCAAACUCAUACAAAUACUUGACAAUGGCCUUCAACAUUUAAAAAAUUUUCUAACUCAUAUUAAAGUGCACUGUAUGUUUUAUAAGAAGAAUCUAUAUAAAUGUACAUGGGUUGAAUGAACAAGUUGUUGAUAUUAUGUAAGGUUUCAUUGAAUGCUUCCAAAAUAAAGUUGUUUGUAUUUAACAUUAACUUAUUACUUUUACAUUCUUUUUUUUUUCUAUUGGUUACAUUUGUACACAGUUUGAAAGUGCCUUUUGAAAGACUGAUGGGUCACACCAGUAAUGUAUUAUUUGACACAUUAGUCACUCUAAUCUAGCUCCAAAUGAAAGCUUUCCGGAAAGUGAAAUGGUCACCAAGUAGUUAGUACAUCUAGUUGGGGAUAUAAAAAAAAAAGUUUCUCCAACUUCUUUGCCUAUUUUGACAAUACCUUGUAUACAUGUAAUAGGUUUGGUUUUUAUAAGUAAAGCCUACAUGUAAUGUGCUUUUCAUGGUUUAGACAUUAAUGUUCAUUUGUUAUCUAAUCAUGUACAUAGCAACCUUAUUUUUUUUUCUUUCAAAUUUUGUACUAAAUUAAACAAAUAUUAUCUCUU
Molecule: messenger RNA, 5881 nt
Organism: Biomphalaria glabrata
Lineage: Eukaryota; Metazoa; Mollusca; Gastropoda; Planorbidae
Product: early endosome antigen 1-like
Exons: 24
Coding region: 165-5231 (1688 amino acids)
Source: RefSeq, a predicted model, not a curated record